GGGAAGGAUUUUACCCGGACUGGAGACUUAAAAAAACACCAACUCAUCCACAGUGGAGUUAAAGCGUACAGCUGUGAGUUUUGUGGAAAGUCUUUUACCGAGGCUGGAAACUUAAAAACACACCAACUCAUCCACAGUGGAGUUAAACCUUAUAGCUGUGAGUUGUGUGGAAAGUCUUUUACCGAGGCUGGACACUUAAAAACACACCAACUCAUCCACAGUGGAGUUAAAGCGUACGGCUGUGAGUUUUGUGGAAAGUCUUUUACCGUGGCUGGACACUUAAAAAAACACCAACUCAUCCACAGUGGAGUUAAACCUUACAGCUGUGACUUGUGUGGAAAGUCUUUUACCGAGGCUGGAACCUUAAAAAAACACCGACUCAUCCACAGUGGAUUUAAAGCUUACAGCUGUGACUUGUGUGGAAAGUCUUUUACCCAGGCUGGACACUUAAAAACACACCAACUCAUCCACAGUGGAGUUAAACCGUAUAGCUGUGAUUUGUGUGGAAAGUCUUUUACCCAGACUGGAGACUUAAAAAAACACCAACUCAUCCACAGUGGAGUUAAACCUUACAGCUGUGACUUGUGUGGAAAGUCUUUUACCGAGGCUGGAACCUUAAAAAAACACAGACUCAUCCACAGUGGAUUUAAAGCUUACAGCUGUGACUUGUGUGGAAAGUCUUUUACCCAGGCUGGACACUUAAAAACACACCAACUCAUCCACAGUGGAGUUAAACCGUAUAGCUGUGAUUUGUGUGGAAAGUCUUUUACCCAGGCUGGAGACUUAAAAAAACACACUGGAAAUGAAGUUUCCUGCUGUAAUCACUGUGGGAAAAUGUUUACCACAGAUACACAGUUAAAACGACACAUGUUUAGCCACACUAAGGAGAGAGCUUACAAAUGUGACCUGUGUGAGAAGACCUUUAAAUCUCCACAUCACCUGAGAAACCACCGACAGAUCCACACCAGAAAGUAACUCUACAAGUGCAGUUACUGUGAGAAGCGGAGCGACGCAGAUGGAUCCAUUUCUCAACCCUGUCGUCACUGUGGUGGUGGGAAAGAGUUUCUCUGUGACCUUUGAGAAAAACCUUCAGUCAUGAACGGGACCUAAAACCACAUCAACGUAGACACACUGGAGACAAAAUGAACUACUGCAAAGAAUGUGGGAGAGGCUUCCACACACCAAGUACAUUAAAAAUACAUGAAUAUCAAGUUUAUGUUUUUUCCUUU
Molecule: messenger RNA, 1229 nt
Organism: Oreochromis niloticus (Nile tilapia)
Lineage: Eukaryota; Metazoa; Chordata; Actinopteri; Cichliformes; Cichlidae
Product: zinc finger protein 708
Exons: 2
Biological process (GO): regulation of gene expression
Cellular component (GO): nucleus
Source: RefSeq, a predicted model, not a curated record